AUGCCGACUUAUGCAAAAUUCAUGAAGGAGAUUCUCACAAAGAAGAGACAAAUUACCGUUGACGAAACAAUCCAUCUUGACGCAAGCUGUAGUGCAAUCAUACAACGGACCCUUCCCCAAAAAGAAAAAGAUCCUGGACGAGUAACAUUACCAGUAACAAUUGGAUACGUAAAUGUUGGAAAGGCAUUGAUCGAUCUUGGAUCAAGCAUCAACCUCAUUCCACUCUCCGUGAUAAAAAGAAUAGGUGAUCUGGACAUGAAGAAUACAAGGAUGACGUUGCAGCUGGCCUAUAAAUCAGUCACAAAACCAUCCGGCAUUGCUGAAGAUGUUUUGGUCAAUAUAGACAAAUUCCUCUUUCCAAUUGAUUUUGUUGUUAUGGACAUCGAAGAGGAUGAUGAUGUGCCACUUAUUUUGGGGUGUCCUUUCAUGAAAACCGCUCGUAUGAUGAUCGACAUUGAAGAUAGGUAG
Molecule: messenger RNA, 468 nt
Organism: Vicia villosa (hairy vetch)
Lineage: Eukaryota; Viridiplantae; Streptophyta; Magnoliopsida; Fabales; Fabaceae
Exons: 1
Coding region: 1-468 (155 amino acids)
Biological process (GO): proteolysis
Molecular function (GO): aspartic-type endopeptidase activity
Source: RefSeq, a predicted model, not a curated record